GUAGCAAGAGAGCAGCUAUGCUGAACAAAAGCAAAGCCAUUUAAAAUGCACCACAGAAUAAAAUAAAGAAUUGCAUCUCUUGGAAAAUGCCGCAUUGAGUAGGAGCGAAUGCCAGCAUGAUUGAGAUCUGACCAACCGUGUCAAUACUUCAGGUGUGGAGGAGGGGCCUAACAUAGUUAACAUCUGCUGAGCUACCAUGGCAGCCCCGUCUGCUUUGGUGCCCUCCUCAAUGAUGUCGCUACCACAGGUAAUUGAGUCCACAGUCAUGAGUGAACCCCAGUGCUACUACAAUGAAAACAUUGCCUUCUUUUAUAACCGGAGUGGAAAAUACUUAGCCACUGAAUGGAACACUGUCAGCAAGCUUGUGAUGGGACUGGGUAUUACCGUCUGUAUCUUCAUAAUGCUAGCCAAUCUCUUAGUUAUGGUGGCUAUUUAUGUCAACCGCCGCUUCCACUUUCCUAUUUAUUACUUAAUGGCGAACUUAGCUGCUGCAGACUUCUUUGCAGGGCUGGCCUACUUUUACCUAAUGUUCAACACGGGACCCAACACUAGAAGAUUGACUGUAAGCACCUGGCUUCUUCGCCAGGGUCUCAUUGACACUAGCCUGACGGCCUCUGUAGCCAAUUUGCUGGCCAUUGCUAUUGAGAGGCAUAUUACGGUCUUCCGAAUGCAGCUGCAUACUCGGAUGAGCAACCGACGAGUAGUGGUAGUAAUUGUUGUCAUCUGGACGAUGGCCAUUGUGAUGGGUGCUAUACCAAGUGUCGGCUGGAACUGUAUCUGUGAUAUCACUCACUGCUCCAAUAUGGCGCCACUCUAUAGUGACUCUUACUUGGUUUUCUGGGCUGUUUUCAACCUGGUCACUUUUUUGGUUAUGGUGGUCCUAUAUGCUCAUAUCUUUGGGUAUGUCCGCCAAAGGACUAUGAGAAUGUCCAGACACAGUUCUGGGCCCCGCAGAAAUCGGGACACCAUGAUGAGUCUCCUGAAGACCGUGGUCAUUGUGCUUGGUGCUUUUAUAAUCUGCUGGACCCCAGGAUUAGUCUUGUUGCUCCUUGAUGUUUGCUGUCCUCAGUGUAAUGUCCUGGCCUAUGAAAAAUUCUUCCUGCUACUUGCUGAAUUCAACUCUGCCAUGAACCCCAUCAUCUACUCCUACCGGGACAAAGAAAUGAGUGCUACCUUCAAACAGAUCCUCUGCUGUCAGCGCAGCGAGAAUGCCAACGGCCCCACCGAAGGCUCUGACCGCUCUGCUUCAUCACUCAAUCACACCAUCUUGGCUGGAGUACACAGUAAUGAUCAUUCUGUGGUUUAAAAAGGAACUGAAAGAUCAAAAAGAACCACAGAGAAUUUUUAUUGAUGGAUGAACAAUAACAGGCUAGAAAACCACAUAGAGAGGGCUGGGCACAAGGAAAGUAACAAACUCACAAGACAUUCUUAAAUACUAAUGGACUACAGUACUCUCUUUUUCCAGAAAACCCACCCACGCACAACCCCAGCCAUGUAUGCAGAACUGGCCGUGCUAUAGCCCUCGUCCUUUGUUCUACUUUCUGAAACUAGAAAGCAGAUUCCUUGCAAUGGAAUUCAUAAGUAGCACUAGGAAAGUCUUAUUUAGACUACACUAACUAGACUCUGUCAGAAUAUGCUUUGUCUUGGUGCCAGUUGAAAUCAACUCUGAUUAAUUAAGCGUAUACCUGCUUCACUGCAUUUACAUGUAGACACUUAGUCUUGUUUUUUUAAAAAAAAGAAUGCAUUUCAUUUAAUAAAUACUUAAUAUUUAUCACCAUCCGCAUGCUUGUGAUGGACAUUAACUGUGCAGGGAGAAAAAAACAUGCUGUAGUCUUUGUAUUCUUAGCGACACUGCCAUAACUACAACAAAACAAAAAUAUUUUUCUAAUACAGGCCACAGGAAAAUGAUGGAAAUUCCGACUCUUCCUACCUUCUUUACUGGUGUUAGAGCACACGUGUUCUGUGUGAUGGCGGAUUGUUUUAAUUCAGAAAAAGAUGCUCAUUGUAACGUCCGCAGGAAAGUAGAAAAGCAUAGACUGUAUUACAGUGUUUGUUUAGAUUAUGAAAUAAACAGUACUCUAGUCACAAGG
Molecule: messenger RNA, 2090 nt
Organism: Terrapene triunguis (Three-toed box turtle)
Lineage: Eukaryota; Metazoa; Chordata; Testudines; Emydidae
Product: lysophosphatidic acid receptor 1
Exons: 4
Coding region: 197-1306 (369 amino acids)
Biological process (GO): phospholipase C-activating G protein-coupled receptor signaling pathway; neurogenesis
Cellular component (GO): membrane
Molecular function (GO): lysophosphatidic acid receptor activity
Source: RefSeq, a predicted model, not a curated record